AUGACGGACAAACUCCCUCCUAAUCUCCUUGCUUUGUUCCAGCCUCGGCCACCACUACGAUACAUCCCACCUCAGGACAGUGCGCCCGAAGAAAAGGCUCUCAAACAGUCACAGCUAUCCGGCGUAGCUGCAUUCCUCCCCCAACUCGAAGAAUACAAACAGACAGAUGUCUACGUGCCUACAGAGUCAUGGUUGCAACAGCGCGACCGAAAACGACUAGAGAAGAAGGCACGCUUGGAUGAGAUGCAAAAGGAUGGCUUCACCGGAUACCGACCACAUGAAGAUCCCAAAAUUAAGGGCGACGCGAUCAAGACUCUAUUUGUUGGCCGGCUAAGCUAUGAUGUAAAAGAGGCAGACUUGGAACGCGAGUUCGGAAGAUUUGGUCCUAUCGAGAGGAUCAGAAUCGUCAAGGACGAGACAGCCCCCAAACCCAAGAAACCCCAUCGUGGGUAUGCCUUCAUCGUGUAUGAACGAGAAAAAGAUAUGCGAGCCGCCUACAAAGAAACAGAUGGUUUGCGAAUUAGAGAUCGGAGAGUCGUUGUCGAUGUUGAACGUGGUCGCGUGGUCCCUGGUUGGAGACCAAGAAGAUUCGGCGGCGGCCUUGGUGGACGUGGAUAUACCAAGCAAACUCCUGCCAAACCCACCUUUGGAGGUCCCCAGGGUGGCUAUGGAGGCGGAUUCAGAGGAGGCUAUGGUGGUCGAGGUGGAUUUCGCGGUGGUUUCCGCGGCGACCGAGGCGGCUAUGGUGGACGCGGCGGUAUUGGUUAUCAAGGAGGAAGCGGCUUCGGUGGACGACAGGGAGGAUAUCAAAAUGGCCUUCCGCCUCCAAAUGCGCCCAGUGGACCAGGUGGAAGAGGUGGAUAUGGCGGAGGAUACGAUGAUCGGAGAAAUGGCCAUGGAGGCCGGGACCAUCGCGGCGGGACUGGAGGCAACAAAGAACCUCUUGGUGGUCGAGACCGUGGUUACGACGACCGGGACCGGGACCGGGACCGAGAUCGAGAUCGAUACGGCGGAGGCAGACGAGACGACGACUAUGGAUCGAGAAAACGAUACCACGAUAACGACGGGUACGACGAUCCAAGACAACGGCGAAGGUACUGA
This is a messenger RNA of Rhinocladiella mackenziei CBS 650.93, 1101 nucleotides long. RefSeq lists its product as uncharacterized. The record is from RefSeq and is a predicted model, not a curated record. NCBI's taxonomy places the organism in Eukaryota, Fungi, Ascomycota, Eurotiomycetes, Chaetothyriales, Herpotrichiellaceae. The transcript has 2 exons. Gene Ontology annotation, cellular component: precatalytic spliceosome; U2-type prespliceosome; U1 snRNP. Gene Ontology annotation, molecular function: U1 snRNA binding; mRNA binding. The coding region runs from base 1 to 1101 and encodes 366 amino acids. Gene Ontology annotation, biological process: mRNA splicing, via spliceosome.